AAGGUACAAGAGUGAGUAGAGAAUUAAUUAAUUGAUUAACUCGCAAGCAAACAUUAUUAUGCCUCGUCACAUACAGUGACAAAGAGAGAAGGUCCCGUCCCCUUCUUCAUCAAUUGAAAACGAUACUUGUUCUAAAUUAUUGGAGAUUGUUUUAUUAGUUUCAAUUUCACGAUGAUCACAACAACCACUUUGAUCAAUCUGAAGAACCAAGUGUUACUUGUUCUUUACUUAAUUAUUGUAUCUCCUCUGCACCUUCUCUUCCAUAUGCUUCUUCGUUCCAAAUGCAACUGCUUUUUUCCUUCCAAACCCAAUCCAUCCGAUCAUCAUCAUCUUCUUCCCAACACUUUUUCUCUCAACACCCCUCUUCCCCAAUGGCCUCAAGGACAGGAUUUUGCUUCUGGAAUUGUGAACCUUGGUGAAAUUGAAGUAUGCAAGAUCACAAAGUUUGAGACUGUUUGGAACAGCAAUGUGAUGGUGGAGCCGAGAAAAGCUAUUACAUUCUAUAAACCAGUGGGAAUUCCAGAUGGGUUUCAUAUCCUUGGUCACUAUUGUCAACCUAGCUACAAGCCUUUAUGGGGUUUUGUACUUGCUGCUAAACAAGUAGCAGAUUCCUCGUAUAAUAACAUUUGCAACCAGAACAAAUUACCAGCUUUAAGGAACCCGCUUGAUUUUGCUCUAGUAUGGUGUACUAAUUCAGGAAGAAAGAAAAUCGCCAUGCCGGUUGAUUCUGCUGCUUACUUUUGGCUACCUCAACCUCCUGAAGGUUACAAGGCUCUUGGCUACUUGGUUACUAACAACCGUGAGAAGCCUAAUUUAGAUGAAAUUAGUUGCGUUCGUGUUGACCUAACCGAUAAAUGUGAACCUUACCGUACAUUACUUGAUGCUGGAAAUAUAAUUCCCGAAUUUCCAUUUUGGGCUUGGAGUUUGAGACCCUGUGACCGUGGUAUGUUAGGGAAAGGGGUUUCAGUAGGGACUUUUUACUGCAGUGGUUGUUGUUGGAACAACGGAGAAGAGUUACCUGUUGUGUGUUUGAAGAAUUUGAAUCCAACGCCAUCAGCAAUGCCGUGGAUCGACCAAAUACAUGCACUUAUAGAGCAUUAUGGCCCUACUGUUUUCUUUCAUCCAGAGGAAAUUUACUUGCCUUCUUCUGUUGAUUGGUUUUUCAACAAUGGAGCCCUUUUGUACCGAAAGGGUGUUUCUGAAGGCGAGACUAUCGAUGAAGGUGGAUCAAAUUUGCCGGGUGGAGGAACAAAUGAUGGGGAAUUUUGGAUAGAUUUGCCAAAUGAUAAAAGUAGAAGGGAAUUUAUCAAACACGGGGAUUUGGAAAGUGCUAAACUUUAUGUUCAUGUGAAACCAGCAUUUGGUGGAACUUUCACAGACAUUGUAAUGUGGAUUUUUUGUCCUUUCAAUGGACCUUCUACUCUCAAAUUUGGAAUGAAAAGCAUGGCUUUUAGCAAAGUUGGUGAACAUAUAGGUGAUUGGGAGCAUUUCACACUUCGAAUAAGUAACUUCACUGGAGAACUUUGGAGUAUAUAUUACUCACAGCACAGUGGUGGUAAAUGGGUUGAUGCAUAUGAAUUAGAGUAUAUUGAUGGCAAUAAAGCUAUUGUAUAUGCAUCAAAAAAUGGACAUGCAAGUUACCCUCAUCCUGGAACCUACAUACAAGGAUCGUCAAAACUUGGAAUUGGUAUCAGGAAUGAUGCUAGACGUAGUAAUUUGCGUGUGGAUUCGAGUGUUCAUUAUGAGAUCGUUGCAGCUGCGUAUUUAGGCGAUGUUGUUAAAGAGCCUCAAUGGUUGCAGUAUAUGAGACAAUGGGGUCCUAAAAUUGUUUAUGAUUCAAAAACUGAGCUUGAUAAGAUUUUAAAUUCUCUUCCUUUAAGGCUUAGAAGUUCAUUUGGUAAUUUGUUUAGAAAGCUUCCUGUGGAACUGUAUGGUGAGGAAGGUCCUACAGGGCCUAAAGAGAAAAAUAACUGGAUUGGAGAUGAAAGAUGGUGAAUUGAUGUUAAUGCUUAAAGUAAACCACACGAAUUUAGUCAAAUAAUAAGCAAAUUCUUAGCCACAAGUGUUGUAAUUAUAUGUGUAAAUUCAUAUUCAUUGUUCAUUCAUCAUAAUAUAGUGAAAAUGUUGUGUCUGAGUA
Medicago truncatula (barrel medic) is the source of this 2137-nucleotide messenger RNA. RefSeq lists its product as uncharacterized. The coding region runs from base 172 to 1995 and encodes 607 amino acids. The record is from RefSeq and is a predicted model, not a curated record. The transcript has 2 exons. Lineage: Eukaryota; Viridiplantae; Streptophyta; Magnoliopsida; Fabales; Fabaceae.